Molecule: messenger RNA, 2403 nt
Organism: Corylus avellana
Lineage: Eukaryota; Viridiplantae; Streptophyta; Magnoliopsida; Fagales; Betulaceae
Source: RefSeq, a predicted model, not a curated record
AAUGUACAUAUAUAAUAGAUAUUACUUCGCAGAACUAGGGUUUUCCCUUUCCCUCCAACUCCCUCUCACUGAGUCUAGCGAGAUCGGAUUUUCUCAGCUAAUGCAAUAGGUUCUUCUCUCAGGUUAAGCAUUAUAGAAAGAGGAUGAUAGGAUGGUCAUGAAAUCUAUUAUCUACUAAAUUUCAACCUGACUUCUUGUAUGCGCCAAAGGUUAUGCCCAUUAUGGAUACUGAAAAUUCUAACAUUUCACGUGCUGAAGAAGUAAAGGUCCUAGCAAAUGAAGCAUUCAAAGCCCACAAAUAUGCCCAAGCUAUUGAUCUAUACACGCAAGCCAUUGCACUGAACGGUCAGAAUGCUGUGUACUGGGCCAAUCGUGCAUUCGCACACAUUAAACUUGAGGAAUAUGGUAGUGCCAUACAGGAUGCGUCAAAGGCUGUUGAAGUUGAUCCUAAAUAUUCGAAGGGCUAUUACAGGCGUGGUGCUGCUUAUCUUUCAAUGGGGAAGUUCAAAGACGCACUUAAGGAUUUUCAGCAGGUCAAGAAAAUCAGUCCAAAUGAUCCUGAUGCUACCAGGAAAUUGAAGGAAUGUGAGAAAGCUGUGAUGAAACUUAAAUUCGAAGAAGCAAUUGCUGUUCCUGACUCUCAAAGGCAUUCUGUAGCUGAUUCUAUAGAUUAUCAUUCUAUAGGAACGGGCCCUAGUUCAUCAUCAGUGCCCACUGAAGUGGCUGUAGCAGCAGUGGCAGUAGCAGUUGUGGCAGCAGUGAUGAUGAUAGUGGGAACAACAUUGGCCACAGUGGUAGCAAUAAUGGUGGUGGUGCUGGUGGUCCUUGGGGCACGUUGGUGGGGUAGCUGCAGUGGUGUCUUUCAUGAGGGUCAAAUACGCGACCUAGAUGUGGAGCCACAAUAUUCUGGUGCAAGAAUUGAUGAAGAUGUAGUUACUCUAGAUUUUGUGAAGAAAAUGAUGGAUGAUUUCAAGAAUCAGAAGUGCUUACAUAAACGAUACGCCUAUCAGAUUGUAUUGCAAACAAGAGAAAUGUUGCAAGCUUUGCCUUCUCUUGUUGAUAUAAAUGUUCCUGAUGGCAAUCAUUUCACUGUUUGCGGCGAUGUACACGGUCAGUUCUAUGAUCUCCUAAAUAUUUUUGAGCUUAAUGGGCUUCCCUCGGAUGAGAAUCCAUAUCUAUUCAAUGGUGACUUUGUCGACAGAGGAUCAUUUUCUGUGGAGGUCAUACUCACUUUGUUUGCAUUUAAGUGCAUGUCUCCCUCAGCCAUAUAUCUCGCUAGAGGAAAUCACGAGAGCAAGGGCAUGAACAAGAUAUACGGUUUUGAGGGCGAGGUCCGAUCCAAAUUGAGCGAAAAAUUUGUUGAACUAUUUGCAGAAGUGUUCUGCUGUUUGCCUUUGGCCCAUGUAAUAAAUGAGAAGGUUUUUGUAGUUCACGGAGGUCUCUUUAGUGUUGAUGGGGUGAAACUCUCUGAGAUAAGAGCAAUUGACCGGUUUUGUGAACCACCUGAGGAAGGUUUGAUGUGUGAAUUGUUAUGGAGUGAUCCACAACCUUACCCAGGAAGAGGUCCUAGCAAGCGUGGCGUUGGUCUUGCGUUUGGUGGGGAUGUGACAAAGAGGUUUCUGCAGGAAAAUAACUUAGAUUUAGUUGUGAGAUCUCAUGAAGUAAAGGAUGAGGGUUAUGAAAUUGAGCAUGAUGGUAAACUUAUAACUGUAUUUUCAGCCCCAAAUUACUGUGAUCAGAUGGGUAACAAGGGUGCCUUUAUUCGUUUUGAAGCGCCUGAUUUGAAGCCUAACAUUGUUACAUUCUCAGCAGUGCCACACCCUGAUGUCAAGCCAAUGGCAUAUGCAAACAACUUCCUGCGAAUGUUUUCAUGAUCGAUGUAGCUGAGUGGAAUGGCCAAUGGUAUAUUCUUUUGCUCAAUAUCUUUAAUGCUGAAGUGCAAGAGAGGCUUUCGGGUGGUGGGCCGGAGAAGUGCCGGUACAUGUUGACAAAAAGCAAUUUUAUGUUAUGGUGAUUUUUUUAGAGAACUUUUUUGUGUUGUUGGCAAGAAUGUGUUUUGAGGCAUCUGGUUUCGUGGUUUCGCCAAGGUCAACCCUGAACGUGAAGGCCAAUCUUGAUGGAAAGCUGUUUGUCCAUGUCUGCCAAGUGAAUGUAUGCUACUUUGUGUAUCUAUUGGUGCAAAGUUUUUCCAAAUAAAUUUGCAUUUCUCUAAUUACACUUUGCUGACUGAUAAAUGAUGGCUUCCCCGACGAGUUUCCCAUGCUCGUCCCUCCCCCGCCCCUGCCCCUGCCCCUGCCGCACGAGUGGGUAUUGUUCUUUUUUGCACUUGCUACGUUUUCCAUGUUUGAAUUUGUAAACUUUUGCACGUAUUCUUAAUUUCUACAAGGAUCGGAAGUUGAAUUU